Molecule: messenger RNA, 3097 nt
Organism: Lutra lutra (Eurasian river otter)
Lineage: Eukaryota; Metazoa; Chordata; Mammalia; Carnivora; Mustelidae
Gene: PPP2R2C
Product: protein phosphatase 2 regulatory subunit Bgamma
Exons: 9
Coding region: 100-1401 (433 amino acids)
Biological process (GO): peptidyl-serine dephosphorylation
Cellular component (GO): protein phosphatase type 2A complex; cytosol
Molecular function (GO): protein binding; protein phosphatase regulator activity
Source: RefSeq, a predicted model, not a curated record
GCGGAAAAUUAACCACAGCUUCCUGCGGGACCACAGCUAUGUGACUGAAGGUAACGUACGUGUUGUCUGAGGCCCCCUCCGGCCGGCCGCGGCGUGGGGAUGCCGUCGCACCGAAUGCCCUCCGAAGCCGAUAUCAUCUCUACUGUUGAGUUCAACCAUACCGGAGAGCUGCUGGCCACAGGUGACAAGGGUGGCCGGGUUGUCAUCUUCCAACGGGAACCGGAGAGUAAAAAUGCGCCUCACAGCCAAGGCGAGUAUGACGUCUACAGCACCUUCCAGAGCCAUGAGCCUGAGUUCGAUUAUCUCAAGAGUCUGGAGAUAGAGGAGAAAAUCAACAAGAUCAAGUGGCUUCCGCAGCACAAUGCCGCCCACUCCCUGCUGUCCACCAAUGAUAAAACUAUCAAACUAUGGAAGAUCACGGAACGAGAUAAAAGGCCCGAGGGAUAUAACCUGAAAGAUGAAGAAGGGAAGCUUAAGGACUUGUCCACGGUGACGUCACUGCAGGUGCCUGUGCUGAAGCCCAUGGAUCUGAUGGUGGAGGUGAGCCCACGGAGGGUCUUCGCCAAUGGCCACACCUACCACAUCAACUCCAUCUCCGUCAACAGCGACUGCGAGACGUACAUGUCGGCAGACGACCUGCGCAUCAACCUCUGGCACCUGGCUGUCACCGACAGAAGCUUCAACAUCGUGGACAUCAAGCCAGCCAAUAUGGAGGACCUCACGGAAGUGAUCACGGCGUCUGAGUUUCACCCCCACCACUGCAACCUCUUUGUCUACAGCAGCAGCAAGGGCUCCCUGCGUCUCUGCGACAUGCGCGCAGCCGCUCUGUGUGACAAGCACUCCAAACUAUUCGAAGAGCCCGAGGACCCCAGUAACCGCUCCUUCUUCUCCGAGAUCAUCUCCUCUGUGUCGGACGUGAAGUUCAGCCACAGUGGCCGGUACAUGCUCACCCGGGAUUAUCUCACAGUCAAAGUCUGGGACCUGAACAUGGAGGCGAGGCCCAUAGAGACCUACCAGGUCCAUGAUUACCUUCGGAGCAAGCUCUGUUCCUUGUAUGAAAACGACUGCAUCUUUGACAAGUUUGAAUGUGCCUGGAACGGGAGUGACAGUGUCAUCAUGACCGGGGCCUACAACAACUUCUUCCGCAUGUUUGACCGGAACACCAAGCGGGACGUGACCCUGGAGGCGUCGAGGGAGAGCAGCAAGCCCCGGGCUGUGCUCAAGCCACGGCGCGUGUGCAUGGGCGGCAAGCGCAGGCGGGACGACAUCAGUGUGGACAGCCUGGACUUCACCAAGAAGAUCCUGCACACGGCCUGGCACCCUGCCGAGAACAUCAUCGCCAUCGCGGCCACCAACAACCUGUACAUCUUCCAGGACAAGGUGAACUCCGAGAUGCACUAGGUGGGUGUAGAGCCCCGUCCGGGACAUGACCACCGAGCGGCCCAGCCAGGCUGCCUCUGGAGUCAGGAGGGUUCACAGCCACCAACCUUGAAAUGGGCGUGAUGGUUGCCUUGGGGUCCUGGCCCUUCAUUCCCGUCCUUAACCGUGUGCUGCCUGCUCUACGAUUAGGACUUGGACUUCUCCAGGCUCACACUUCACUUCUUCCAGCAGCAACUCUGAGGGGAAGCAGGCGCCCUGGGAACACCCCUCCCCCCCAGGGGGCCCCAGAUCAGGGCUCUGGGGACAGAGGACAGACUCAAACAAGCCAGCCAGGGAUUCUUUUGAUUAUCAGUGGAGCAAUUUUCACUGUCUCAGAGUCGAGGGUCUUCCCUUGGCUUUUUGAAUCAUGAAUUCAUGCUGAGAAUUGGCAGGUACAAGCUGCUCUUUUAGGUUGUUUUAAGUCUUUCAAUACCCCAGGUCCGGUGUUUCCGGAGAGGAGAGGGGGGCAGUGAAACCCCCCUGUGCGUGUGCCUGUCCUCCUCACCAUGUCCCCAACCUUUGCUGAGCGUGGGCCAGGGGCCAGACAUGGUGCUCGGCCCAUUAGGUGCGUGCGUGGAUUCAGUCCCCACUCCACAGGGCUCUGCUGUCCCGCAUCAGGGUCACUGGGCACCUCGUGGGAGCUCACGAGGGCUCUCUCUGUGACCCUGGAAGGUGGGUGUCUGUUCACUUACUCCAUUCACUUACACCAGCCCCUCACUGAGUGCUGGGCUUUGCCAGGUGCCAGGGACAAACGGUGAAGAAUUGUCCUUCCCGCUCUGCACACGAGGCAGAGGGCCCUGAGAGCAUGAAAAGUCGGUCCAAGGCACGCACCGACCAAGUGGUAGAGUCAGGAAUCCUGGGCAGGUCUUCAUGCGCACUGCCUGCUUUCUGACUCACCGUGUCGGCUACUCACGUUAAAGCAGCGUUCUUGUGUGGAAGGUUCUGGAAACACCCCUUCGUCUUGGGGGGCUCGACAGAGCACAUGGGUGAUGACAAGGGUCCAGUGGGGCGACCCGAGCCGCAGCAUGGAGAAUGGAGAAGACCCCGGUGGUGCCAAGCUCUGUGUGGUCACUUCAGACCUCCCCGACACCUCGGGGGUGCCUUGCUGCACCCAUCUCUCUACCCCAGCCCCUUGUUUGGGUGCACUGAGCUGCCUCCAGGAGGAACUUGCAUGUUAGGACCAUUUCAAGAUACAUUUUCAUUAAUGACCUGGCCUCGGAGGACUCUUUCCUGAGGGCCACAGAGAAUGCUGUGCUCCUGCUGCGCAGAUGUGGAUACCGGCUCUGCCCACCCUGCCCAAUCAUCCUCCCCACGUGCGAUUACAGUGAACCACUGGCUGUGCGUGGCAUUCAGAGAACAGAGCGUGGAGCCCGAAGCCAACAUUUUUUUUUUUUUUUACAAGAUGUAACCCAACCCAGGAAACAGACCCACCCGAGAUUUUUCUCAGUGGACAGCAGUAUACUGUCGUGUGUGUCAAAGCACAAAACGCAUGUGCAUUCACUUCCAGCCAUAUGAUAUUUACACAAGGAAAUGGGUCCAUUGUUUCGUUUUGGUUUUUUAUUUUUGUUUUUCAAAUCAACAUGAAUGAAGAAUGUUUGUUUCUCUAUCACUGUAAAAUCCAGGUGACCUGGACAGUAUUAUAUGUACAUAAUCUAUUCUAAUUAAAAUUAACAAUCAC